AAAUGGACUAGCAUAAGUUUUGAAGUCAAUGAAGUUUAUGAUUUGCUCCCUCAAGGACUUUUAAAUCAUCGAUGGUGCCUAAUGAAGAAUUACAUAUUUUGCAUUCCGAUUGUUUCAGACCUUGAAGUUAAAAUGUUUUAAAUUAUUGUUUCCAAUUCCGUAUCAUUUACUUACAUAAUAUUUAAAAUGACAUUAGGAACAGUGGUUAUUGGUGGAGGUAGUGGAUUUAUAGGCAGAGCUAUUGGCAGAAAACUUAAGAAUAUAGGCUAUGAAGUGCUUACCAUAUCUAGGCAACCAGAUUUGUAUUCAAUGUCUUGGAAUGAUUUAAGCCAGGAUGGAUUACCAAACUCUUGUGUGGCAGUUAUUAAUGUUGCUGGUCAAAAUGUGUUAGAUCCAAAAAGAAGAUGGACUCCCGGCUUCCAGCAGAAUGUUUAUGCCAGCCGCAUCCAUACCACCAAACUGUUGGCAGAGCAAAUCCAGAAGAUGAAGGCACCUCCUAGAGUUUUCGGCGUCAUAUCUGGUGUUGGCUACUACAAGGCAAGCGAAACGGCGACAUACACUGAAGACAGUGCUGGAGGAAACCAUGAUUAUUUCUCAAGAUUAGCUGCCGACUGGGAAGCAGCGAGCACUCUGUCGCCGGACUGUAACGUUAGGCGGUUCAUAGUUAGAUCAGGCGUUGUUCUUGGGAGAUCCGGUGGAAUGGUCAAGCAGGUUUACCCCCCAUUCUAUUUAGGGUUUGGAGGUCCCAUCGGUUCGGGUAACCAAUUCUUCCCUUGGAUCCACAUUGAAGACAUCGCCGGAAUCUUCGUCCAUGGCAUCCAGUCCGAGAAAGUGCAUGGAAUCCUGAAUGGUGUAUCCCCUCAGAUAAUCACGAACAAGGAAUUCACGCAGGCCCUGGCCCGUGCCAUGUGGAGGCCGGCUCUCAUUCCCCUGCCUGCGUUCGCUGUCGAACUGGCUUUCGGCAAAGAGAGGGCAAGCAUGAUGUUGGAGGGGCAGAAGGUGGUCCCCAAGAGGACUUUGGAGAGCGGCUAUGAAUAUGUCUAUCCUGACAUAAAAUCCGCUUGCGAAGAGUGCGCACAUUUGAUUAUCGAUCAUGAUGAGCAUUGAACUAUGCUUUAGGUAUUAAUUCAAUAAAUAGGAGUUGUUCAAUUA
This is a messenger RNA of Argiope bruennichi, 1152 nucleotides long. RefSeq names its product epimerase family protein SDR39U1-like. The transcript is spliced from 6 exons. The coding region runs from base 187 to 1107 and encodes 306 amino acids. Lineage: Eukaryota; Metazoa; Arthropoda; Arachnida; Araneae; Araneidae. The record is from RefSeq and is a predicted model, not a curated record.